GCCAUCACACAGCCUUCUUAUGCUUUGGAACACCAGACAGCACUCCAGCACUCUGCUUGGGGGGCAUUCGAAACAGCACAAUCACUCAUAAAAGGCACAGAAAUGCAAAAAAAUAAUAAUAAUAACCAACUUGCCACUAAAUAGACCAUGAAAAGACAUUUGUGUGCAGUUUGAAAGUUCAGACAGGAAGGCAGGGCAUCAGCUUGCUCCACCUCGGCUGGGAAUGUGCAUCAGGCAGCUCAAGUUUUUCACCACGGCAUGUGUCUGUGAAUGACUGCAAAACACCCUCUCUCCCCAGCCUUCGUGUGUUUACCUGGGGAUGAUGUGGACCUGGGCACUGUGGCUGUUCCCUUUACUCUGCAAAUUCAGCCUGGCAGGAAAAAUUUAACUUGCACUUGGAGUCCAGGAGAGGAAACCAGUUAUACCCAGUACACAGUUAGGAGAACUUACUCUUACGGACAAAAGCAUGAUAAUUGUACAACCAAUAGUUCUACAAGUGAAAAUCGUGCUGCGUGCUCUUUUUUCCUUCCAAGAAUAACGAACCCAGAUAAUUGUACCAUUGAGGUGGAAGCUCAAAAUGCAGAUGGUGUAAUUACAUCUGAUAUGACAUAUUGGCACUUAGAGGGCAUAGCAAAAACUGAACCACCUGAGAUUUUCAGUGUGAAACCAGUUUGGGGCAUCAAACGAAUGAUUCAAAUUGAAUGGAUAAAGCCUGAAUUGGCGCCUGUUUCAUCUAACUUAAAAUACACACUUCAUUUCAGGACAGUCAAUAGUACCAGCUGGAUGGAAGUCAACUUCACUAAGAACCGGAGGGAUACAGACCAAACCCACAACCUCACGGGGCUGCAGGCUUUUACAGAAUAUGUCAUAGCUCUGCGAUGUGCAGUCGACGGGUCGAAGUUCUGGAGUGACUGGAGCCAAGAAAAAAUGGGAAUGACUGAGGAAGAAGCUCCAUGUGGCCUGGAACUGUGGAGAGUCCUGAAACCAGCUGAGGCGGAUGGAAGAAGGCCAGUGCAGUUGCUAUGGAAGAAGCCAAGAGGAGCCCCAGUCCUAGAGAAAACACUUGGCUACAACAUAUGGUACUUUCCGGAAAACAACACUAACCUCACAGAAACAAUAAACACCACUAACCAGCCGCUGGAACUGCAUCUGGGAGGCGAGAGCUAUUGGGUGUCUAUGAUUUCUUAUAAUUCCCUUGGAAAAUCUCCAGUGGCCACCCUGAGGAUUCCAGCUAUUCAGGAAAAGUCAUUUCGGUGCAUUGAGGUCAUGCAGGCCUGCCUUGCUGAGGACCGGCUAGUGGUGAAGUGGCAAAGCUGUGCUCUAGACGUGAACACUUGGAUGGUUGAAUGGUUUCCGGACAUGGACUCAGAGCCCCCCACCCUUUCCUGGGAACCUGUGUCUCAGGCCAAGAACUGGACGAUCCAUCAAGAUAAAUUAAAACCUUUCUGGUGCUAUAACAUCUCUGUGUAUCCAAUGUUGCACGACAAGGUUGGCGAGCCAUAUUCCAUCCAGGCUUAUGCCAAAGAAGGCGUUCCAUCAGAAGGUCCUGAGACCAAGGUGGAGAACAUUGGCGUGAAGACUGUCACAAUCAUGUGGAAGGAGAUUCCCAAGAGACAGAGAAAGGGUAUCAUCUGCAACUACACCAUCUUUUACCAAGCUGAAGGAGGAAAAGGAUUCUCCAAGACAGUCAACUCCAGCAUCUUGCAGUACAGCCUGGAGGCCCUGCAACGAAAGACCUCUUACACCGUUCAGGUCAUGGCCAGCACCAGUGCUGGGGGAACCAACGGGACCAGCAUAAAUUUCAAGACAUUGUCAUUCAGUGUCUUUGAGAUUAUCCUUAUAACGACUCUGAUUGCUGGAGGCCUUCUUCUUCUCAUCAUCCUGACAGCGGCAUAUGGUCUCAAAAAACCCAACAAAUUGGCUCACCUGUGUUGGCCCAGCGUUCCCAACCCUGCUGAAAGUAGUAUAGCCACUUGGCGUGGAGACGAUUUCAAGGCUAAGCUAAACCUGAAGGAGUCUGAUGACUCUGUGAACACAGAAAACAGGAUCUUAAAACCAUGUUCCACCCCCAGUGACAAGUUGGUUAUUGACAAGUUGGUGGUGAACUUUGGGACUUUUCUACAAGACAUUUCCACAGACAAAGCCAAAACGAGUCAGGAAAACAAUUUAGGAGGGGAAAAGAAUGAGUACGUGACCUACUUAGUCACACCUGACUGUCCCCUAGGGAAAAGUUUUGAGGAGCUCCUGGUUUCACCUGAGACUCCUCCCAGAAAAUCCCAAUGCCUGUGUUUGAGGAUGCCAGAAGGGAGCUGCCCGGAAGCGAAAGAGCAGCUUCUCUUUUCUGAUCAAAGUUUGGCACCAUGUCACCUGUGUGAGGAAGAAGCACCAAAUCCAUAUUUGAAAAAUUCGAUGACAACCAGGGAAUUUCUUGUGUCUAAAAAACUGCAGUAGCACACCAAGAGAGAAGUCUAAGUGCAACCAUGCCAUGAGACCCUCGGGGUCUCAGUGUGGAUGACUCUGGCCAGAGAUGAUGUCAAGACUCAGCAAGCCACGCGUUCUUGGCCCCUACACAUCCUGCCCAGGUUAAAGUCUUCCCCUGCCCCUCAGCUGCCAGUUGAACUUGGUUGGCACAGAUGUGACCUUGUGCUGGGAAGAAGGGACGGUGAUAAACCUGAGUUUUGUAAAGGAA
Molecule: messenger RNA, 2689 nt
Organism: Sapajus apella (tufted capuchin)
Lineage: Eukaryota; Metazoa; Chordata; Mammalia; Primates; Cebidae
Gene: IL31RA
Product: interleukin 31 receptor A
Exons: 15
Coding region: 271-2451 (726 amino acids)
Biological process (GO): cytokine-mediated signaling pathway
Cellular component (GO): signaling receptor complex; external side of plasma membrane
Molecular function (GO): cytokine binding; cytokine receptor activity
Source: RefSeq, a predicted model, not a curated record